AAACCACGCUCUGAAAAGUGUAGGUAACACCGCUGGCCUGAAGACCUAGCUGCUUACACCAUUUGCAGCUUGUCUUCCUCCGUUUUGCCCCGGCUCUCUCGGCUCAUAAACCAAGCAAUUAUUCAAUUUGCACGGACUGCGCCCUGGCAAUAGCUGCUCCGGACAGUUUACGACGAGUGGUUGGUUGUUAAGUUGGUUCUUGAGAUUCCGGACCUCCUCCAUUAUAGGUUCAAGAUUUCGUUGGACGGCCUCAAAAUGAUGCACUACCGCAAGGCCGAGAACGUGGAAAAGGAGCUGAGUAAAACCGAUUUGCCCUUCGAGGACUGCAUGCCAAAGACGCAAAAGGAUUUUCUUUGGAUGCAUGUAAAAGGCGGUACUAAAGUGAGCAAUGUGAUUGAGUUUGCUCAGGCAUCGCUCAACAAAGGUGAACACAGAUGCGUAGUGUGGAGUGGAUCCGGUGGGGGAGUGAUUAAGACCAUAUCCUGUGCAGAGGUGCUCAAGCGGAGCCAUCCUGUCUACCAAGUGACUCGCAUGGCCUACACCAGCGUGGAGGAGCACUGGAAGCCGCAGAUGGAGGGUCUCGAGGAGAUCAUCGUUAACCGCCAAAUACCCGCUUUGCACAUCCUCAUGAGCCUAGACGAGCUGCCGGACAGUAUAGAGGGUUUACAGAAGCCAAACACAUCCACCGAUUUCUGGGAAGGCGGAGGGGCUAAUCCGCAACCCCAACACCGCCAACAACCACAACACCAAGGUGCCGGCGGUCGGCCAAACAAACGCCACAGAUCCGGACGCAAUAAACCAUCCCAACAACACGGAAAACCUUCUGCAGAAGACAACCAACCAACCAGUCAGAGUCAAGGUUGAGAUAAGCCGUACAACUAUAACUAUUGUGAAAAUUCCUUUAUUUGCCCUUUGUAAGGAUAUACAAAUAAAGUCUAGUUUAUCACAAAAGCAUUAUGGCAUUAAAGCAAUUGAGGGCAAUGAAAGAUUAGCUCUCC
Drosophila subpulchrella is the source of this 998-nucleotide messenger RNA. It is a transcript of the gene Rpp25, whose product is annotated as ribonuclease P protein subunit p25-like protein. Gene Ontology annotation, biological process: tRNA 5'-leader removal. Gene Ontology annotation, molecular function: RNA binding. Gene Ontology annotation, cellular component: ribonuclease MRP complex. Lineage: Eukaryota; Metazoa; Arthropoda; Insecta; Diptera; Drosophilidae. The record is from RefSeq and is a predicted model, not a curated record. Bases 256 to 864 code for a protein of 202 amino acids. The transcript is spliced from 5 exons.